Messenger RNA from Histoplasma mississippiense, 1425 nucleotides. RefSeq lists its product as hypothetical. Lineage: Eukaryota; Fungi; Ascomycota; Eurotiomycetes; Onygenales; Ajellomycetaceae. The record is from RefSeq and is a predicted model, not a curated record. Bases 1 to 1425 code for a protein of 474 amino acids. The transcript is spliced from 5 exons.
AUGGUUGACAUUCUACGCCGCCACGACCUUCCCUGGCGCAUGCGCAUUUGGCUCAUCUUCUACAGAUACUGGUACCGCUUCCGCCGCCGUCUGGAAACACCCCUGAAACUGCGAUACAGCCUAGGGCGACUCAGACAUAAUCACCCUCGAUCUUGGCUGGCCCUUCUGCGCCUCUUCAUCCCCUACCCAACAUGGAAGUUUCCUGUUCCAGAACCUCUCUCUCCACAGGAGCUGGUGGGGAAUGAACAACUGAUGCUCCGCCGUCGCCAUGAUCUCAGAAAUUUGACGGCCAUCCCUCUCUGGCGGUUUCGUGACACUCCACUGCAGUCUCUUUAUCGCCUCUAUGAGUCCAUGUUGUCGGGCGAGUACAGCCCAAUGGGGGAGGAGACAGAAUAUUUUUGGUAUCAACCCCGGUGGGCACUAGAUGGUAUUCCCGAUCCAGCAGACCCAGACCCCGUCCGGUAUGCCAUUAUUGCGUGUCUUGUUGAAGAGCUGGUUACGGCAUUCAACUGGCGCCUAGGUCUGGGCAUGCGACGUAAUCGCAAACAUAUCCUUCGCGAACGAAACGAAGACCCAUAUCCUCCGUAUGAGCCUGUGAAAGGGCCUGCAUGGACAAGAGAUGUCCCACCAAUUCCACGUGAGAGCCUUGCGUGUCUGCCACCAGAGUUUGUACGAAAUGAGUUCCAACUUGUCCUGGAAGAGAAGGGCAUCACUGCCUACUAUCCAUGUGUAUACACAGAAAUUGAAGACCGGAUAUUAUCCGCUACCUGUCUGCUCGCCAUCAGUGCAUACACCAGGCAAGAACACCCUGGUUGUACCCCCGUCUGCCCUGCGAGAAGCCUCCAAACCCCGCGGAGCUGCCCUGGAUCUCGCCGACACAUCUCUCGAGCCUCGGCAUAUCAGCAUGGUCCAUCUGAGAUGUCAGAGCCAAAGCAAUACCUCGAGAAGGGGGACUUUGACAAUGAACUGGCAAAGCAUGAUAUGAUCGUCGCCUUUUCUCCCAUAACCGUGAUCACAGCUGGCGGAAACGCCACCGGUGACCUCGACUACCUUCUUGCUCCUGAAUGGGCAGCAGAUCCAGAUAUCAAAAAUUCACUGCGCGACGCGAUAAUCAAGGCAGAGAAGCAAGACAUUGUCCUUUUCUUGGGGCGGCAUAUUCGUGUCCUGGCCGCACCAAUCGAGUGGGCAGUGGAACGCAAGAUAAGGAGGUUGUUUGAGGGAACCCGUGACCGUAAGGCAGUGUUUGACCUCAGCGAUUGCCUGGCAAUGCUGAAGUGGUUAAGGGACCGAAACGAUGGUCCUCUGGAUCGCGAGCGCAUCCGUGGCUUGGAUGUCAACUGUUUUGGUGUCGGUCCUGAUAAAGCAACUAUGGACACAAUUGCCACCGCCUAUUGCGAGAAGUAUGGGGAGAGGAUAUUCUUCUGA